CGGCCCGGAAGCGGCGCACGUGGGGCGCGGCGCGGGUAUGGACUCGCGGGUGGAGGGGGCGGCUCUCCCAGGGCCCACGCGGGACGACGAGAUGGCUGAACUGUCCGAUGGCGAGGAGGCCUGGGAGGAGGAAGAGGAGCAACAGGAGCAGGGAACAGGCGAGGGGCUGCGUGCCCGCUGCCUUUUCUGCGACAGGUGGUUCUGCAGCCCCGAAGAUGUGUUCUGCCACUGUAAUGCAGAGCAUCAGUUUAAUGUUCGUGAUGUGGUCGUAAAACACGGGCUUGAUUUUUAUGGAUAUGUUAAACUAAUAAACUUUGUCAGGCUGAAGAAACCUAUGCCAGCAUAUUUGAAUUCACUCAGCAGCCCACUGCCUUGGGAUGGAGAGGAAUAUCUGAAACCAGAGCUAGAAGAUGAUCUCCUGCUUCAGUUUGAUACUGAAGAUCUGUGUGAACCCACAGACAUUUUGUGUUCUAAUGGUUUAAAUGAUACUACAGUGCUCCUUAAACAAUUAAAACAUGCAGAACACAGAGCAAGACUUGCAGAAGCAGCCUUAGCUAGAGCACAAGAUGAUCUUCAUAAAAUGAGACAAUUUGCACAGGAUUUCGUGAUGAACGCAGAUGUCGGAAGCAGCUCAUCAUCCAACACCAUUGCAGACCUUCAUGAGGAUGAGGAUGGUGUUUACUUCAGCUCCUACGGGCAUUAUGGGAUACAUGAAGAGAUGCUAAAGGAUAAAGUGCGUACAGAAAGCUAUCGUGACUUCAUAUAUCAAAAUCCACAUAUCUUCAAGGACAAGGUUGUUUUGGAUGUUGGCUGUGGAACUGGAAUACUCUCCAUGUUUGCUGCCAAAGCAGGUGCAAAGAAAGUGAUUGGAGUAGACCAGUCUGAAAUCAUUUAUCAAGCCAUGGACAUCAUUAGAUUAAAUAAACUUGAAAAUACCAUUACAUUAAUCAAAGGAAGAAUUGAAGAAGUAGAUCUGCCUUUGGAGAAAGUGGAUGUAAUUAUAUCUGAGUGGAUGGGUUAUUUCCUUCUCUUUGAGUCUAUGCUGGAUUCUGUCAUCUAUGCAAAGGACAAGUACCUGGCAGAGGGAGGCUCAGUUUAUCCUGACAUUUGCACCAUUAGCCUAGUAGCUGUAGGAGAUAUGGAUAAACAUAUAGAAAAGCUACUUUUCUGGGAGGAUGUAUAUGGCUUUGACAUGUCUUGCAUGAAGAAAGCUGUAAUUCCAGAAGCUGUUGUGGAGGUGCUGGAUCCAAGCACUCUUAUAUCUGAAGCCAGCAUCAUUAAGCAUAUUGACUGUAAUGCUGCAUCUACUCUUGAUUUAGAAUUCUCAUCGGAAUUCACCCUAACAAUCAGAACAAGCACAAAGUGUACAGCAAUUGCAGGUUAUUUCGAUAUAUUUUUUGAGAAGGGAUGUCACAACAAGGUCUUGUUUUCAACUGGUCCCCUGUGUACCAAAACGCACUGGAAACAAACAGUUUUUCUUCUGGAGAAACCAAUUCCUGUAGAAGCAGGAGAGGCGUUGAGGGGAAAGAUAACAGUCCGCAAAAACAGAAAAGAUCCACGGUCCCUCCUUAUAACCCUUUUGGUCAAGGACGUAAAGCAGACCUACAGCCUUCAAUGAAAGUUCAAUGAAAUGUGUAUGGUUAUGAAAAAUGUUUAAUUUAACUGUUAGAUUUAACUGUUGAUAGCUUUUUCUGAAAGCCAAAAAUGGUAAACUCUUGGAACUUUGUAUGUGUGUACUCACAACCGUGUGAAGAGUGCACUUAAAACUGAGAGUAUUUUUUGGAUACUCUUGCACUUGUGUAUGGCAACUAAUGACAAAGUGAGAUUCUGCUCUGUUUCACGUAAUGUAGGGGAAAGAAGGAGAAAUAGGGUUUGGGUUAGAUGAGAGAGCUGAGUGAGAAAAAUCAGUUUGAAGUUUUACUGUGAGGAAAAGUAAGUAUGAUCUCUGAGUAAUACUUUAUUCCCCAGCUGGCAAUACUUACCAUUAAAGAAUAGGAACAGGUUUGUGCUUUUUUUUUUUUAAAUAAGGAAAAAGCAGGUAAAUUAUGUGCCACUGCAUCUCAGCAGUAGCUGGAAAAUCCCAAUGGGAAUAAAUUUGGAAUUCCAACUGCAGGCUUGAAGCACGAACAUUAUUACAACUCCGUGAUUAAAAAGUUGUAUCACGUUUCAGUUACAUUGGUCUAAAUAAAUGAUCCGAGUAUGUUUUAUAAUGCUGUUGCGUGUUUCCUUUUUUUCCCCAUUUAAUUGGAUAUUCUUUUAUCUGUCCAUUGAUGGCUCAUUUAUUUGUGACUAAGGUUUUUUUCUGUAUUAGGCUACUGGAGCAUGGAUGGAUGGAAUUGUAUAUUGUUGCAGCUUUAGGAAAAGUGCU
Molecule: messenger RNA, 2368 nt
Organism: Gallus gallus (chicken)
Lineage: Eukaryota; Metazoa; Chordata; Aves; Galliformes; Phasianidae
Gene: PRMT3
Product: protein arginine methyltransferase 3
Exons: 16
Coding region: 38-1618 (526 amino acids)
Biological process (GO): peptidyl-arginine methylation
Cellular component (GO): nucleus
Molecular function (GO): protein-arginine N-methyltransferase activity
Source: RefSeq, marked validated